Messenger RNA from Quercus robur (English oak), 1737 nucleotides. Its product is annotated as extensin-1-like. Bases 66 to 1424 code for a protein of 452 amino acids. Lineage: Eukaryota; Viridiplantae; Streptophyta; Magnoliopsida; Fagales; Fagaceae. The transcript has 2 exons. The record is from RefSeq and is a predicted model, not a curated record.
CGUUUAGAAACUAAGAAAGAAGUCCCAUUCUUUGAGUAAUUGAAGUUUUCACACAAAGAAAAGUGAUGGACAGGCAUGGUUUUGCGUUUAAUGGCUACUCCACCAACAAUGGAGUUGCACCGCGUGCUGAUGAAUGGAGGAAACCAAGCUAUGCCUCCGAUGAUGGUUACGGGCCUGAUAUCACUGAUGUUAUGGGAAGGAAGGCGCCAAGCAUUCUGCGCACUCCCAGCCACGACGCACAGAGCUUUUACAGAUACAGUUCUCCACCAAAGGCUGAGCCAGAGAAAGACUAUGAUUAUGGGCUUAAUUUCCCCCUAAAAGCCAAGCCAAUGAAAGAUGAUAGAUACAAAAAUAGCUCCCCACCAAAGGUUCAGCUUGUGAAAGACUAUGGAUCAAGAAAUAGUUCCCCACCAAAGGCAUGGCCUAUUAAUGGGUUCAGACAUAGCUCUCCAUCAACGGCAUGGCCUAUUAAAGACAAUGGCCUAAGACGUAGCUCUCCACCAAAGCCCAAGUUAGUGAAAGACUAUGGAUUCAGAAAUAACUCCCCACCAAAGGUCGAGCCUGUGUAUCUCAAUGGAUCCAAACAUAGCUCUCCACCAAUGGGCUGGCCUAUGAAUGACAAUCGAUCCAAAUUUAGUUCCCCACCAAAGGUCGGGCCUAUAAAUGACAACCAAUCCAGAUUUAGCUCCCUACCACAAGCUCCCCACUAUGGAUCCAGAAAUAGUUUGUCCCUACCAAAGGUGGGACCUGUGCUUGACAAUGGAUCCAAAUAUUGCUCUCCACCAAAGGCCAAGUUAGGAAAAGACUAUGGAUCUAGAAGAAGCUCCCCACCGAAGGUUGGGCCUAUGAAUGACAAUCGAUAUAGAAAUAGCUCUCCACCAAAGUUCGAGCCAGUGAAAGACUAUGGAUUGCAAAAUAGCUCCCUACCAAAGGCCAAGCUAGCGAAAGACCAUGGAUCCAGAUAUAGCUCCCCACCAAUGGUUGGGCCAAUGAAAAGCAAUGAAUCUAGAUACAGCUCCCCACCAAAGGUUGUGUCUGUGAAAGAUCAUGGAUAUGAGCCAGUGAAAGAAUAUGCAUAUGCUGAUGAUAAAUGGCAAAUUCCUGGGAGUACUCCAGAUCAUCAUCGCCCACAAAAGGCUGAUGAUUUCAACGACUGGGUCAAGGUGAAUGGAAAUAUCGUUCAGAAUGAGAAUCAUGAUGACUACAGUGGCUAUUAUGGAGGCUGGGUUAUGCCUAGUCGUUCAACAUGGGUUGCACCACUAAGUAAUGAUGCCACUAUUGCCCCUCCACUUUAUUCCUCAUACACAGCACCAGUCUCGAAAGGGCCAAAGAAAAGUGCCUAUGCUGAAAGCAUUGAGAGCAUAGAAGCGGCAACGGGGUAUGGAUACUUGAACUCAUCACCUUGGCCACUAAACAACUGGUGAGACUUACACAAGUGACAACCACGCAUCAACAUUAGAGAAUUUGCUAGGAAGUUGGUAGUACAAUGAUUGCCUGAGCCUCGAAGUCAAAUCUUCCUGGGAUUCUUUAUUAAGUCUAUUUGGGAUAAUCUAAAGCUAUUACUACUAUCUAUUUUUAUGAACUUAUAGUUUGUGUCUCAGGUCAAUGGUUCCUGAGAGGUUAUUUACGGGUCUGUUUUCUUUUUCUUUACUACCAAAUUAGUAUAUACCUGUGCUUUUAUGAGUAAAUUGUCUUAAUACCAUGCCUAUGAUGGGUGAAUCACCUAAAAUUUUGGGU